This is a messenger RNA of Sorghum bicolor (sorghum), 2417 nucleotides long. RefSeq names its product probable rhamnogalacturonate lyase C. The transcript is spliced from 8 exons. The coding region runs from base 81 to 2189 and encodes 702 amino acids. The record is from RefSeq and is a predicted model, not a curated record. NCBI's taxonomy places the organism in Eukaryota, Viridiplantae, Streptophyta, Magnoliopsida, Poales, Poaceae. Gene Ontology annotation, molecular function: catalytic activity; carbohydrate binding. Gene Ontology annotation, biological process: carbohydrate metabolic process.
UCGCCGGCCAGCCGGCGGCUGGUGUGCCUAGCUUAUAUACCGCGCGCCCCAUCCCUCUUGCCGGCGCACGCGUGUGGGGCAUGCAUCGAUCGCGACGCCAUACAACCAUGGCCACUGCUGGCGGCGGCGGUGGUGGUGCAGUAAUAAGGUUGCUGCUGCUGCUGCUGCUGGAGGCCAUCGUCAUCAUGCUCAUCGCCGGCGUCGCACAGUCGUCGUCAGCGGCCCGUGGUGUUACCUUACGCGUUGACCGUCGCCACCAGGUGGUGGUCGUGGACAAUGGCGUGGUGCAGGUGACGCUGUCGAAACCGCAGGGCCACAUCACCGGCGUCCGCUACAACGGCCAGCGCAACCUCCUCCAGUACACCGGCGGCCAAAGAACCUCGGGAGGGUACUGGGAUGUUGUCUGGAACUACCCUGGCUCCGGUCAUCCAAGAGGAAUGUUCGACAUGUUGGACAGUACCGAGUUCAGUGUUGUGACCUCAAGGGAAGACCAAGUGGAGCUUUCUUUCAGGAGCACGUAUGAUCCAUCACGCCAAGAUAGUGUUCGGCUAAACAUUGACAAGAGGUUUGUGAUGCUGAAAGGCAGCUCCGGGUUCUACUGCUACGCCAUCUUCGAGCACAAUAGCAGCUGCCCUGCUCUCAACGUCUCGGAGGCACGGCUGGCUUUCAAGCUCAACGCAGACAUGUUCAACUACAUGGCAAUCUCAGACGACAUACAGAGGUACAUGCCCAGCGAGGCAGACAGAGACGCGCCACGUGGCACUACGCUGGCCUACAAGGAGGCCGUCCUGCUGGUGGACCCCGUGGAGCCGCAGUUCAAGGGGGAGGUGGACGACAAGUACCAGUACUCGCUGGACAACAAGGACAACGCCGUCCAUGGCUGGAUCAGCGGCAGCAGCCACAUGGGGUUCUGGGUGAUCACCCCCAGCAACGAGUUCAAGAGCGGCGGGCCCAUGAAGCGGGAGCUCACCUCCCACGUCGGACCCACCUCCCUCGCCAUGUUUCUUGGCACGCACUACGUCGGCGACGACAUUGUGCUCAACCUCGCCGACGGCGAGCACUGGAAGAAGGUGCUGGGCCCGGUGUUCAUCUACCUCAACUCCAGCCCCAGCAGGCGAUGGUGGCGAGCUGGCGGCGGUGCCGACGUCGUCGUCCGCGGCCUCUGGGACGACGCCAAGGCGCGGGCGCGAGCGGAGGCGGGCCGGUGGCCGUACAGCUUCCUUGAGUCGCCGGACUUCGCCAAGGCAGGCGACAGGGGCACGGUCACCGGCACGCUCGUGGUCAGAGACAGGUUCGCGAGCAAGGGCGGCGUGCAGGCCGCGGCGGCCUACGUCGGGCUCGCCGCGCCCGGCGGGCAACCCGGGUCCUGGGCGACGGAGUGCAAGGGCUACCAGUUCUGGACGACGGCGACGGCGGCGACGGCCUCCGGCGGGUUCAGGUUCACCAUCGGCGGCGUCCGGGCAGGGGUGUACAGCCUCCACGCAUGGGUUCCAGGGGUCCUCGGAGACUACAUGCACACCUCGACGGUGACCGUGACGGCAGAUGGGGCCGCCGCCGUCGUCCACCUCGGUGACCUCGUGUUCGUGCCCCCGAGGUCCGGCCCGACGCUGUGGGAGAUCGGCGUCCCUGACCGGACUGCCGCGGAGUUCUUCGUCCCCAACGCCGACGACCAUAGAUACGCAAAUAACAAGCUCUUCCUGGGGAACGAUAGGUACAGGCAGUACGGCCUGUGGGAGAGGUACGCCGAGCUGUACCCUAGGAGUGAUCCUGUGUUCACGGUUGGGCAGAGCAAUCACUCCAAGGACUGGUUCUUUGCGCAUGUCACAAGAAAGGUUGGCAAUGGCUACGUGCCCACGACGCGGCAGAUACGGUUCAACCUGCAGGGCCGUGUCGUUGCCAACGGCACCUACACGUUGCGGAUCGCCGUCGCAGCUGCCCAGAUGUCCAGGCUGCAGGUGCAAGUGAACGGCGGCGGCGGCGGCGGCGUGUUCACGACGCCGGAGUUCGGCGGCGGCAACGCGAUCGCGCGGCACGGCAUCCACGGCGGCGUGCAGCGGAGCUUCGAGUUGCCGGUGAGGGGCGAGCAGCUGCGGGAAGGCGAGAACAGCAUCAGCAUCACGCAGACGAGGGCGUUCGGGCCCUUCUUGGGGGUCAUGUACGACUACAUCAGGCUGGAAGCGCCUGCCUAGCUAGAAACAGAGAAUGUACCUGUAUGAUGACGGUGGAUAGACAUGCAUGCAGAGGCUGAAGCAAGAGGGAAAAUUUAGCCAGAGAAUGUACCUGUACUGUAUUCUGUACUAGCUAGCUAGCUAUAGAAAUUGCAUAGGCUUGGCAGUUUUGGGACAUUACUGAAUUGCUGAUACAGAAUUCGUUCUGAAUUUCCUCCUCACAAAAAGGAAAGAAUUAGUUCAGAAUUA